AUGGUCCAGAUGGCCACGAAGACGACGACCAUAACGGAGUCCGACAUGUUACAACAGGAAACGUACCUGUCGAAGGACGACCAAAAGGAACAGGUGACGACCGACUACGACGGAGAAAAGUCGCAAUUCCCAGUCAGCAAGCAGGAAAUCAUAUGGACGAACGUCGUGUUCAUCACUCUGUUGCACGUCUUAUCCGUAUACUGUUUUUGCAACUACUUCUUCUCCACGAAAUGGCAGACUUACGUAUGGUCUUUUCUAGUCGGCGGUAUUGGCGGAUUUGGUGUUACCGGCGGCGCCCAUCGAUAUUUCACACAUAGAUCGUUCAAAGCGAAAUUACCAUUACAACUAAUCCUCAUAUUGUGUUACACAGUAUCGGGACAGAACAACAUACCGGAUUGGGUUCGCGACCAUCGGGUGCAUCACAAGUUCAGCGAGACGGACGCCGACCCACACAAUGCAAACAGGGGCUUCUUCUUCUCGCACGUCGGUUGGCUGAUGCAACGCAAACACCCCGAGGUCUACAGAAAGGGCAAGACCAUCGACAUGUCCGACAUCAACAACGAUCCACUGGUGCAGUUUCACACCAAACAUUUUUUUUUGUUCAAGAUGUUGUUCUGUUUCAUCAUACCCGUUUUGAUAUCGGUGUACGCGUUGAAUGAAAACUGGGUGGAAGCCAUCAGCUCACUGGCCGUUGUCCGGUACGUGUUGAACUUGAACUUCACGUGGUCCGUCAACAGCGUAGCUCACAUCUGGGGAAGCAAGCCGUAUGACAAACGCAUUCAACCGGCACAGAACGUGGUGGUGUCCAUCGUGGCUAUGGGCGAGGGCUGGCACAACUAUCAUCACGUGUUCCCGUGGGACUACAGGGCGGCCGAGCUCGGCGGAUACCUGUUGAACACGACCACGUUGUGGCUAGACCUGUUCGCCGCCAUCGGUUGGGCGUACGAUCUCAAGACGCCGCCCAAGCAUCUCGUUCAGCAGAGGGCCGUCAACCACGGCGACGGAAGCUGGCGACAGGAACCGGAAACGGCGCACACGCGGGACUAUAAGACUUCAUAA
Macrosiphum euphorbiae (potato aphid) is the source of this 1059-nucleotide messenger RNA. NCBI's taxonomy places the organism in Eukaryota, Metazoa, Arthropoda, Insecta, Hemiptera, Aphididae. The record is from the annotation of a GenBank genome assembly.